Mya arenaria is the source of this 7204-nucleotide messenger RNA. RefSeq lists its product as uncharacterized. The record is from RefSeq and is a predicted model, not a curated record. The coding region runs from base 212 to 4774 and encodes 1520 amino acids. Gene Ontology annotation, molecular function: transcription corepressor activity. The transcript has 17 exons. Gene Ontology annotation, biological process: negative regulation of gene expression. Gene Ontology annotation, cellular component: nucleus; cytoplasm. Lineage: Eukaryota; Metazoa; Mollusca; Bivalvia; Myida; Myidae.
CUGCUAUGUACGUGUCGUUUGACUGCUGUUUUAUCGAGGUAUUUAUUGGCUGGCAGUGAUAAAAGUUGAUUAUAACUCAACAUACAUUUGGUACAGGAAACAACUAACGCUUUGAUUUAAUUGCUACACCAUUGUUAUACGAAUUUAUGCAGUUGGUUUUGAUCAAAGAAAUGGUGUCCUUUUAGGGGUUUGAAGCUCUCUAAGCAAUGGCAUGGAAAGCUCAAGCGACUGUGGUUCAUUGAGCAGUCAAGCCAUGGCUUCGUGGAUAAAACCUGUGUGGAAGGAAUGUAGACUUAGCUAUCGAAUUAAAAACGACAAUAACUUAAAGGAGCUUAAACAUACUUUCGACAUACCACAAUUGCAGUUUCUUUUUGAGGUGAAAAAAGAACUUAUCGAGAAUGCUUUUAAAGAGGAUUUGGAGGUGAGAGUGGAGCGAGGCGGAACUGAAAAUACGAACUAUAUUCGUUUUGAUAGUUUAUCCGAAAGCUUUACUACCAAAAAACCGAUUAAACGCAAAAUAAAAGAAGUGCUUAAAAGGGUGUUAUUAGAACUUGCUACUUUGAAAAUCAGCUUGACCAGUGUUCCUAUUAAUGGCAUUCUGGAUAAACCACCAACUCAAGUUUUAGAAAGGUGCGCUGUAAUUUUUAGUGACGGUGAACAGAUAGUAUGUGUAGCUGAAAACAAUGAGUGCAUGGACAAAUUGUUAGUAGAGAUAGGACACAGAUGUGUUGAAAUUGUAGAUUUGAAAUAUCCCUAUGUUAUCUUACAAGACUUAGGUGUUGAAGAGGAAUUGAAUGCGCCGGAGUUGCCAUUUUCAAUGCACCCACAUUGUGAGGAUGAGUACAAAUGUGUAUUCAAAUUGAAAAGUAAUGAUAAGACUUCUAUCCCAAGAAAUGUCUUGGAUGAAAUAGUCUGUACUCCGUUAAAGUUCAAUGCUGAAUUUGACGAUCGACUGAUAUUUGACCAAAAAGGCAGCCUUAAGGAAAACUUCUUGAUAGCAAUGAGGAAACGUUUAAAAGGAUCAACAAGUAACAUAACAUUUGGAAAAAGAUACGGUUCAGCUGCAGUUUAUGCAAGAAACAUCGCUAAUAAUGAAACGUUUUCGGAGAUAGCAAAAAACAUUGAAAAUGCUGUAAAAGUAUUUAGACCUUCACAUGACUUCUUGAAGUCAUACGAAGGUGGCGAGUUUUGCAGGGAGUGGGAUGAAAAGGGAAAAUUGUUUCUGGCCAAGGACAAAGGGACCAUUUCCUGUACCGAUGACGUGUAUAGAUUACUUUACACAGACGCACAAUUGCUGCAUGGAUCGCAUUCCAAAGGGACUCUUAAACUGGACAUUACAUCGCCCUUAGUUGUCAGAUUUUUAGGCACAUUUGGAUCGGAUGUUAGAGAGGAAAUGAGACAAAAAUACAACGUGAAAUUAAAUAUAAAUGGCACACAUGUAUACUUAGAAGGUCCAUCUGAAAGUCUUCAAAACGCAAAACAAUUUUGUAAAGAGUCAAUCUUACGUUUGCGUAGAUCAUUGCCGAUUCCAGCGAAAUUAGAUAAAGCUGACAUUAUAAAAGUCUCGGAUGAAAUUUCACAGAUCGCAGAAAAAAACAAAUGUUGUUGGAAAGUGCAAAACCCACAGAAGCAAGGAGUGGAAGAUAACGUGAACUAUGAUCGAAUUUGGGUGGAUCCAUUGAAAGAGUUAAAUGUUUGCAUUCAAAGUAUUUCUCAUUUAGAAGAUAUUGAGACUGAUAUCCUGAUUGAGUUGACGCAAGAGAAGUUGUUUCCAUUGACUGAUAUAUUUCAUUCUAAAAAUCACCCCAUACUUGAGAAGUCAAAUGAAUUCGGAAAACAUGGAAGAUCGCUGACUGUUGGUGAAGUGAUGUCAUUUAAUUGCAACAAUAACACUUGCGAAAAUCACUGCAAAUACGUUUAUGCUAUCUGUGCACUGGAACAAGUGAGGAAUGGACAGAGCCUUGUUGUAAUAUCGAAUGAACAACUCAAAGAAGGUUUGCAAAAAGCAUUAUCUUUUAUGAUGGAUCAGAAAUGUCAUUCUCUUGCUAUUUCUACAAAGACGUGGCAUCCAGAUAUGCUCCCCGAACUGGAAAUUGUCCAACAGAUGCUAGCUGCCGCUUUUGAUACUCUUCCGGAUGCAAGUUACGACCGAGAAACAAAUGUUGUCCUCUACUGUAACUCAGACAACAUGUCCAUAAUAUCUGACAAAGUAGACGAGAUAUUUCAAAACAGAAAAGGUUUCAAGCGAAUCCCAAAGACAGUGCUUCGCAUAAAAGUUCCUCCAAUCAGAGUUCAAGUUGUUGCCGGAAAUAUUGUCGAUGCGAAAGCUGCUGUGAUCGUCAAUACGGUAAACAAAUCCUUAGAUCUUACAAAGGGACAGGUUUCUAAGAUGAUUGCCCAAAAAGCUGGCGAAAAGCUGCAGAAAGAAUGUAGCCAAAAAUACCCAGAGGGUAUUCAAAUCGGACAGGUUGCCUAUACAGGGCCAUAUGAAUUGAAAGACCCAGGAAAUGUAAAAUAUCUGUUCCACAGCGCUCUACCGUUUCAUGAAAAAGCAAACGUCAUUGUGAUUGUGAAGAAGUUUGUCAAAAGAUGCUUGUACCUUGCGGACAGACUUGACUGCAAAAGUGUAGCAUUUCCAGCUGUAGGGGUUGGACAGCUGAAGUAUCCACGCAGAGAAACCGCUUCGGCAAUGCUAGAAGCCAUUGAGGAGUACAAAAAUGAAACGGCUAUGACAAAUGUUCAAGAAGUGAAAAUAUUUGUAUAUGAAGGGGAUAAAAAGGCAUGUCAGAGUUUUUUUGAUGAACACUGGAAACGCAACUUGAAAUACUUCGAUGUUGGGUUGGAAGAUCAUGCAAGUAGUCCACACAAUGGCAGCGGCAAAAAAUUGGUUAAGAAAUUAGGGAAUAACACACGACUCGAAAUCUUGCCUAAAACAGUCUUUGGAAAGCCAAGCACGUACGCCGUUCAACUAUGCACGAACAAAAAUACGUUAAUUGAAGGCCCAAUGAAAUGUGCUUCUUCGAAACCGGAAACAUGGAAUGAUCAAAUGUAUAUUUGUGAAAGUAUCGAACUUAUUGGUACUGUAAAUAGUGCAAAUCUGGCGAAGAUCUUCAAAGAAGAACGCAUAACAGAAGCAGUGUGGUUUACUGAUGCUUCUUCAAAGAUGCCUUGUUCAUCGCAAGUAGGUGCUAUGCUGGGCAUGUUAGAAUCCCUUUUUCGCCAACACGAAGACGACAUGUCAUUCGUUUCGAAGUUCAAAAUCAUAACCCACGAUGAAACAGCUCUCGAAAUUCUGCAGACACAAGAAAGUGGUUUAGAGUGGUCAUAUGAGAGCGGUCAACAGAAUUUAUCCGUCGAGCUGGUUGGGAAAAGUGAAAAUUAUCUAGAUCUUGCUUGCCAACAAAUUGGACGUUUGUUAACAGAGCUAGAAAAAAGAGCUGAAUUAGACGAAAGGAAGGAAAAUGCUGAACAACAGAAGCAAAAUGUUGCAGUAGAAGCUCAAGACGAACAUCUUGAGAAAACAGAUGACACGCAGGAAAAUCUUUUAGAGGUAUCUGCAACAUUAAAUUCUGGAAUUGUAGCCUACAUGCAAUCACGAUUGAAGGAUUGGAAGAAAUAUAUUGAAGAAAACUUUCAUGUUACCGUGAUAUUGAAGAAGAACAAUGACGUUGAAGUAUUUGGUUGCGUUACAUCUGUAACUCGAUUGGAGUCGUUUCUGAAUAAACGACAGUUUUUAGAUAUGGAUAUUUUGCAAAGAAUGAGUCAAGGUAUUGCCGUUCCGACAGUGACCAUUGAAAUAGAAAUGAAUAUUGGAAUAUACACAUUAGUAUGUAAUCAAGUUUUAACAAAAUUUGAUUUCAAUGGAACAGCUGAAUAUAAAAACAAUGCAUUUGUUUUGACGUGUCCCAUCCAUCAUUCAGAACACGUUAAAAACUCAGUUGAAGCCAUUUUUAAUGAAGUCAAAAUGGAACAGAUUUUUUGCAAAUCAGAAGAGGAAGCUCGCUUUUUAUCCGAGCAAUUUUCGCAAACCAACUGGGCUGGUCAUGUAUGUGUUACAACUGACCGGCCAUAUUUUGCUCUAUGGGCUACAGAAAGGUCACUUUUAUUGGAUGCUUUCAAACAUAUUUUGACUGUCCAAGAAACAACGGUAACAAGCACACGCAUGACAAAAGGGAAUGUUCAGUUACAUUUAGAGAUUGGAGACAUGCAAAAUGUGGAUGCAGAAUUCAUCAUAGUGCCUUCAUGUGCUAGAAUACGUAAUGAACACGGUUUGGGAAAUGUUUGGAAGAAGAUGCUAGGAGAAAAGUAUGUCAAAAUAUGCGAAGAAUCGAUCAGAAAAAAUGGCGAAAUUACGGAAGGUGAAUGCAGAGUAAUUCGCACAAAUCUCGCACGUAGACAGUAUAUUGGACACAUUCGAUUACCUCGUAACUCAAAAAGGAAUGAAACCCAAAGAAGUGAAUUAUGCCGAAUCAAGAAUGCAUUAGUAACCUGUUUCAAAGAAGCAAUAUCACACAGCUGCACAGAUAUUGCGUUGUCAUGUGUCGGUUCAGAUACGACCAAAUCUGGGUUCGGAAUUAGACUGUGCGCAUCCGAAUACUACAGGGCAGUAUUCGAUGUAUUCAAAUGGCCGUCUAACAAGAGUUUCAAUGUUCAUAUUGUGGAUUCAGACAAAGAAAAGAUGUUGAUUGUGACACAAGUGUUUCAAGCUGCAUUAAGAGGUCGUUCCGGUUCGUCUACAGGCAAUGUUUCAUCAAUGACGGAGACAUCCCUUUGAGUCCGGCCAAAAUUAUCUGCAUACGAAGGCCAGUCAAUGCUCAAGACGUUGUAUGUUUCCAUGCGAUCAGAAAUAUUUCUACAAAAGCUGUCAAUAAAUGAACAGUCAAUUAAAAGCAUUAUUAAAAAAUCAUAUAACAGUAGUUUGAAGGUGCUAAACGGUAUCGAAUGCAAAUACAAGUAUUGUAAUCUUCCAAGGCGGAAACUGAUUGCUGCUUUGGGGUGUCUACUCUUUUCUGGUUUAUGUAAGUAAUUUAUUAAGUGAAGAACUGUAUAUAACUGUAUGAGGUCGAGUACUAAAUGAGUAUACAGAACAUUCAUAUUUAGAAAAAAUAUUUUUCAAUGCUUACGUUCAGCUUUAAUUUUUUUGUAAUCCGUAUGAUUUGUCUUAACGAUAUAUGUUUGUUAAGACAGCCGGCGAAUCAUCGUAUUUCCAUUUGUUUAAGAUAAAAGAAAUAUUCUGUACUUUUCAUUGAUCUAUAGCAGUCAAAAACCUACAUCGACACCUCAACUUCCAUUCCUUAAAUGAAUUGCAAUUACAACUAUCAGCCGAUGAACGCAAUAUAUACGCAUAUGUUCGGAUCGUGAGUCAUCGAAUAACAAUAUGCGUGCAAAUUGAAAAGUAUUUAUCUUGUUUUUGUUUGAAAUGUUUCAGCAAAACACUUAAUUCAACAUGUUAGUGAGUGAAAAUUCAUGCUAUGUUAAAUGUAUUGUUGUCAUUGGUGUUUCAAUUUUACGUUUAAAGUGAUUUGGAGUGAUAGCCUUUUCCCACGUUAUGGUGACGUCAUUUGAUAAAAUGUUUCGGGUUACGUUCGGGUCGUUCUAUUUACAGAAUGGGUGAGAAAGAAUUGAAGUGUUUUUAAUGAAACGUAGUAUUUUUUAACAAAUUUUGAAUGAUAUAAUGAACAAUUGGUGUAAAUAUACGUAAUGAUUUGCGUAAUUGAUGUCAUUCUCAGGGAUAUGAACACAAUUUGGCUCUACAGACUUAAACCAGCCCAAUUGCGUUCAUAGUCUGAUAAUGACAUCACAAUUCCUUAUAUAGUAGUCACGUUGUGUUUAGGCAAUACAACUGGCAGAGUGUAUUACAUUUGCUUGUUCGUAUAUUAAAUUUUAUUUAAGGUGUACUGAUUUGUCACUUUUUCUUAUUAUAUGUAAAUUGAAUUUGUUCGUUCUAUAACCUUCCUUACCAUAGUAUGCAUUGUAUGUUUUCAAGUUUUUUUUGCUGGUGUUAUUCUUUAAAUAGCAUUAUUUCGUCAUGCUUUUCCAAAUUAAUAUCGUUCUCUUUUUCACUGGAAAUCAUGCUGGUUCCCUGAAGGAAGUUCGUGGACACAUGCAUUAAAGAACCCCAACAAUGCGAUAUGUAGACCAUGUCAUAAAAAUGCGUGAUUUUUUUAAUAUCUGUCAAAAAGGUUUACUAAUUAUGAUAAAUGUUACAGAAAAUAAUAUUGUAGCGGUAUGUUUGUCCGUCGAACGAAUAUUCCACAAGCUUGAGCCUAGAACGACGUUUUCUUUUGUUUGUAGAAUUCAUUAAUUGUCAUCUCUUUCAAAUAUUGUGUUGAAACAUACAUAUGAAGGCGGCAGAAAUAGUGAACACAGUUAUCUACAUAUAAGUAUAUAUAGAAGAAGGUGUCGAUGACCGUGUUUACCCCUUUUCCAAUAAAGCUAAUAUUUUUAUGUAAUAAAAAUAAAAUUUAUAUUAGAUAAAUCCUGCACUUUCAUUGAAGAGCUUAGAUGACCAAACACUCGUUAAACCAUGUUUAUUUUUUUUAAACUGUUAUUCCAUUUUAUCAUGUUAUUUGUGCAUGUACAUUAUAGUAGAUCGAAUUCAAUGAGUAUGAUGAAAACUUAAAUAUUUUAUUACUUCUUUUGUUUUCACAACUCUGACUGAUACUGCAUUCAAUGUGAUAGAGAAUGUUGCUAGUAUAUUCGUUGUUCUGCACACUCAGAUUGCAGCAUAUGCAUUCAUUGCUUCGAAAAGUAAUAUGUAUGUAGUAUGGCGGUGUUCAUAUCAAUACUUCUUUAAAAAACGUGCACACGCAAAGAGAAUCAAUGUAGCUGAAGCAUUCGUCUUCACAAUUAAAAUCAUCAUGCAUGGAGUGUCGUCAUUCGUCAGAGUUCAAUCUUAAGUUUAUAUCUAGUAUUGGUUAAAAAAUACUAGUAGACUAAGUAGUGUUCUUCGUUGUAUCGUUAUUGAUAGUUUAGUAUCUGUUGCAAACAUAUAUUUAUGUCAAGUGCAUACAUGUAUGAUAAAACAAUAAAAUACAUGUUUUUCAUUUAUGAUUAAACAAAAGAAUACAUGCUUACAAUAUUUUUUUGUCAAAUUUUUGUGUAUCAUUGUAUAGAAAAAUGCAAAAAAGUUUUAUUUGCUCUGUAUAUUGUAUUGUAUCUACUUUAUAUUUGAGCAUUGUAGAAUAAAACUCAUAAACUGAAA